Calypte anna (Anna's hummingbird) is the source of this 5021-nucleotide messenger RNA. It is a transcript of the gene NR1D2, whose product is annotated as nuclear receptor subfamily 1 group D member 2. Gene Ontology annotation, molecular function: RNA polymerase II cis-regulatory region sequence-specific DNA binding; nuclear receptor activity; zinc ion binding. The coding region runs from base 314 to 2035 and encodes 573 amino acids. The record is from RefSeq and is a predicted model, not a curated record. NCBI's taxonomy places the organism in Eukaryota, Metazoa, Chordata, Aves, Apodiformes, Trochilidae. Gene Ontology annotation, biological process: cell differentiation; negative regulation of transcription by RNA polymerase II; hormone-mediated signaling pathway. The transcript is spliced from 8 exons.
GGUGCCGCAACUCUGCGCGGCUCCGGAUCGCUUUUGUUGUAAAGGGGAGGGCGCCGCAGCGGGGACGGGCAGCUGCCGCUCUGACAGGAGACAGCGCGGCCGCCUCUCUCCUCUCAGCCUGCCUGCCUCCCUCUUUCCUUCCUUCCCGCCUUCCUUCCCACCCUCCCGCCCGCUGCACGUAGGGCUGCGGCGGGGACUCUGUUGGGGAGACGCUGACCGAGCGGAGCCGUGCCGAACGCAGCCGAGCACAGCCGGGCCGAGCCCGGCGGAGCACAGCGCGGCGCCGCUCCUGCCCCAGCGGGAGGAGGCCGCCAUGGAAGUCAGCGCGGGGGGUGUGAUAGCUUACAUCAGCUCUUCAAGCUCGGCAUCUAGCCCAGCCUCAUGUCACAGUGAGAGCUCAGACAGCGGUUUCCAGUCGUCCUCUUCGCCUGUCCCAUCUUCUCCGAACAGCUCCUCCUCAGAAGGUGGCUGCAAUGGCCGGAGCGGCGAGGGCUCUGACGGGGCACCCAAGAGUGAUCGGCUGGAAGAGACUAUUAAAACAGCCCAGUCGAGUGUUGCUGGCUUGACAAAAGGCCAUAAUGGAGUCACAAAAUUUAAUGGCAUGGUUCUUCUCUGCAAAGUCUGUGGAGAUGUUGCUUCUGGAUUUCAUUAUGGUGUUCAUGCCUGUGAGGGCUGCAAGGGUUUUUUCAGAAGAAGCAUUCAGCAAAACAUCCAGUAUAAGAAAUGCUUGAAGAACAACAACUGCUCUAUAAUGAGAAUGAAUAGGAACAGAUGCCAGCAGUGUCGUUUCAAAAAAUGCCUGUCUGUUGGGAUGUCAAGAGAUGCCGUUCGAUUUGGCCGUAUUCCCAAACGUGAAAAACAGAGGAUGCUGAUUGAAAUGCAGAGUGCCAUGAAAACCAUGAUGAACAGUCAGUUCAAUGGUCACUUGCCCAAUGAAGCACUAACAGAACAUCAAGAUCAAGCACCCCAAGAAGACCUGUCCUCCAAGCCCAAACAAGAGCAGGAAACCAUCAAAAGCCCUUCUCCUCCUCCUAGUGCUGACAUGGCUAAGGAAGAAGUGAUUGGUAUGGUCACUAGGGCCCACAAAGACACUUUCAUGUACAACCAAGAACAGUCCCAAAACCCAGCAGAGAUGAUGCAGUCCCAGAGUGGGGAGAGAGUGUCGAAGAACACUGAGCAGUACAUGUUGAGCAGUGAGCACUGUGUUAGUGGGCUUGGUGGCCCUCAGUACCCUGAAAGUGAACAGCACCUUGGUGGACAGUACAAAGGGAGAAGCACAAUGCAUUAUCAAAGUGGGCACCCCAUGUGUUUCACAAAUGGCCACUGCAUGAACUUCACCAGUGGUUAUACUCCACGACUGUGUGAUAGGAUCCCAGAAGAUGGUUUUUCUCCAAGCAAGAAUGCCACUUACUCUUGCAGCACGGGAGGAAGAAUGCAUCUGGUCUGCCCAAUGAGUAAGACUCCCCAUGUGGACCCAAACAAGUCUGGCCAUGAAGUCUGGGAAGAGUUUUCUCUGAGUUUUACCCCUGCGGUGAAGGAAGUGGUGGAGUUUGCCAAGCGUAUCCCAGGUUUCCGAGAUCUCUCCCAGCAUGACCAGGUUAAUCUUCUGAAGGCUGGGACUUUUGAGGUUUUAAUGGUACGGUUUGCAUCUUUGUUUGAUGCAAAGGAACGUACUGUCACCUUCCUGAGUGGAAAGAAGUACAGUGUGGAUGACUUGCAUUCAAUGGGAGCUGGUGAUCUGCUCAACUCGAUGUUUGAAUUCAGUGAGAAACUAAAUGCCCUGCAACUUAGUGAUGAGGAAAUGAGUUUGUUUACAGCGGUUGUCCUGGUAUCUGCUGAUCGCUCUGGAAUAGAAAAUGUCAAUUCUGUGGAGGCACUUCAGGAAACACUAAUCCGUGCACUAAGGACCUUAAUAAUGAAAAAUCACCCAAAUGAAGCUUCUAUUUUCACGAAACUUCUUUUGAAAUUACCUGACUUGCGUUCCUUGAACAACAUGCACUCUGAAGAACUCUUGGCCUUUAAAGUUCACCCAUAGGCCUUUAGGUUUCGUUUGGACUUGGACUCGCCUCGUGUGAAACUCUUUUGUGCUAAAAUAAUGUAUUUAUACAGUUGUACCACUUGUUGAAGAGGGAGAGUUCACAGACUGUGAGCAGUUGAUAGCUGUCCCAUAACCAUGCAAUAAUGCUUCAGCAGGUGCUUUCAGCUGCAGGUGGCACAGCAGAGGCCUCCAAGCCAUCCAUCCCCAUCUGUGACCCUCUUCUGCAGAAGAGGUUUGCGAUGAGCUGGAGUAAAUAUGGACUGUUCUUUCACUUACUAAAACAGAACCACCACUGCCCUCUCAUGUAAACUGAAUGCAAAAUAGCUGUGUAUGUGCAUACAGAGCAUGGAACGGGGUGGGAACAAUCCUGUGCUAUUAGGGAAAUUGAAGAGCUGAUUUAAUUGGUCUUUCACUUAUCUAAUAGAUGUAUGUCUGUGUCUCUUGAUAACUCACUCAUGGUUUCACUGUUGUUAUUCCAUUAAACCCGAUGGAAUUAUUUCAGCCUGCACCAACUCUUCACUGAGCAUGUGUUCAUGCCAUGUGUAUAUAAUAUAAAUAUCUAAGUAAUGAGUGUCUAUGGCUAUAUAAAGUACAGAGUUGUGUGUAUAUAUGUGUAUGUAUAUAAAUAGUUCUAUACAUAAAGUAUACAUAUAAUUUCUUCACAAUAUUUUAAACUGUGAAGGAAUUUGAACUUAAAACAGAGGGUGAUCUAUGGAACGAACCAAACAGAUGCACUUUGCAUAUUGCUGAACUAAUUAUCUGAGCAUUUCUAAUUUUUAGAAAACAUCAAAUUUGCAUUAAUAUGCUGUGUUUGUUAAUUUUAAAAAAAUAAAAACCAACAACAACAGAGUGGCACCAAAGGGGCAGAGUCAGAUUCAACUUCCAGAAGGGGUUUGUAGAGAAUCUCAAGUGGAGAUGGUUGGUUGUGGCACUAGUGAGUUUGAUUUGCCAUUGCCACUGAGGGUUCUUAGUGUUCUGCUAAAGGUUAAAGAAGCAACAGAUGCUCUUCAAAAACUUCAGCACAGCCAGAAAGAAACUAUCAGAUGAGUAACAGCAUCUAUCAGAUAAAAAAAAAUUAAGGUAAAAAUGUAUCCAUGUUUGCGUUUGGGUGUAUGUGUGCUCUGUGACCAUUUAUUUCUUGCAAUCAUUGUGGUGCUUCAGUGCUAAAUGAGAACUGAACACGGAAAUGUGAGAUUCCCCAGGUCUUUCCACAAUUCAGGCUUUGUGGUUCCCAUGCCUGUUCUUCUGGAGCUCUCCAUUGGUGUGAGUGGGUGUGUGUGUGUAUGCAAAGAAGGUGCAUGGGAUGGUCUGGAUUUUUUUGUUAAAAAAACACCUCAAAAACCGACUAAACAAAUGGGACUUUUGUUGUUGUUUAUGCCAGUGUAAAUUACAAAGCAGCUCCUCAAGCCUUGAAGACUUUUCUGCUUUUCCAUCAAGGAAAGGCAGCUCUCUAUGGAUUUCCUCCAUUUGUAGCAUGAUCUGGCAACAGAAAAAAAAAAAAAAAAAGAUUUAAAAAAAAAAAGUCAAAGCAGUUUUGUUAAUUAGUUAUGUUUAUGUUUUGCUAAUGUGGGAAGAAGAUGCUCCCUUACCCCUUGUGUUUAGUGAACUUACCUAUGAGGUGGCCCUCUGGGUCUCUGGCAUUUGGUAUCACUACUUUGCAGCAGGAGAGAUUUCUCCGUUUCUUACUGCGUUUUGACAGACGUGGUAGUUGAGGGCAGGAGCCAGAAAGCUGCCAGACCACAGAGCUCCUCCGAAACCCCUCCGAGCUCCUCCUUGCCCUGCAGAAGCCGCUCUUGUGCCGCAGCGAUUCGGUGGGAGCCCCGGUGCUUCCUGUGGAGCUGGAGCAUCAGGAGCUGGGAAGAGGAGGGGAUUCUUGCACCCUGCCAUGACUCGGGCCUCUUUUGGGCUGGGGGUUUCCUCUGGGAAAGUGGUAAGGGAUGUUGGCCAGGGGACCAAGAGCUGGAGGGGGGUGGGUGCUUGCGUAAGACCUGAAAAAGAUUUGGCUUUAUGCUUGCCUGAGAAGCAGAAGAGCCCUCUGAUUGCCCUCCUCCCCAGCUGCUGCAGGGAGAGCCGUCCUGCUUCAGGCUACUGAAACUACUGGGUGAUGGCCCCUUAAUACAAGCAGUUUUGCUAUCCAAAUGUGCUGUCGGGGCAUAUUGUCCUAAUUUCUGCUAAAAGUCUGCAUCCUACCAGUAUUAUUUGUUUGAGAGCUUCACCAGAUUGCUCAUUGAACCAUUCAGACGUCAGGGACGACACAGUCACAUGGUUUGUAUUAUUUGGGAGCUGAAAUUACUUAUUUGUAGACCCUAUUUCAAAUGUGGAAAAUACAGUUAACCCUUUGUUAUUUCAGGAGGGAAGGAGGCUUCUUACAGAUUGCCACCCUACACCCGUGUUUUGUUGUGGUUUUUUGUUUGUUUGCUUUUGUUUGGGUUUUUUUGUUUUUUGUUUUUUGUUUUUUUUCUUCAAACUGUGUUAUUAAGCCUUUAGGAAUGUAUAACCAGGACUGAGUAAUUACUGCUUAUUAAAUUUUUAGUUAGAUUGACCAUGUAUGCCUAUAGAUAGAUAUUCUAACUCGUGCAAUUUCAUUUGAAAUAAUCUUCCUGUACGUAAUGGAAAAAAAUCAUGUAGCAAAAAAAAAAAAAAAAAAAAAAGCCCCAAACAGAUUGACUGAAAAAAAAAUACUUGAUAAAAGUACAGUUCAAAAGUGACCCACAUAUUACAAACCCUAGCUGGACUGUUAGAAGAAAAUCUAAACUCAUCGUGUUAGCUGUGUAUUGUGAGCUCUUCUUUACUGUGUCACUGGUUAUACACUUGUUAAACGCUGAGAUAAUAGACUUCAUGCCAGGCAUUUGAGUACUGUAGAUUGGGUCAUUGCUGAAAGAUUAAUGUACUGUAUGACUUAAAUGAAAUUUUUAUUAUUGAUUUUGUUCUUGAUUUUGUUCUCGUUUCAAAAAAGUAAAUACGGGCAUUAUGUCAGCAAGCU